AAACGGCAGUUCGCAAACCUACGGAUGACGUCACGGUGCGUUGCCACUUGAUACAGUGUACGGCGCAGAUCCAACCUGCAGGGUCGAUGCCCUCGAGCUCCUUAUCACCGCUGCCUAACGUCGCUACCUCGCGGAUCCGUUAGAAGAGAAAUGGCUGCAGCUCUGUCCCGUGCCCUCAAACUGCCCGGGAAGAAGGGCUCGGAGCUUGGGGAGUACGACCCUCUCACCCAAGCAGACAGCGAGGACGAGAGUGAAGAGGAUGAUCUCGUGCUCAACUACCCCCGAAAUGGCCUUGGCAGGGACAGCUGCCUUGGCACAGGGUCCUCAAAGCUGCGGGGUGGCAGGACCGGAAGACUUGUGGGGGCCAAAGAUGAGGCACAGGAGGACGAGGAGGAAGAGGAGGACGAAUGGAGAGAGCGACUCCCUAGCAAAUCCAGGCCAGACGGAGACAACAUGAAAGGCAUGCAGUACUGGAGCCACAGGGACUCAGGCAGGGACAGGGCAGGGGAGGACAGAGGGGGGGCUGGUCCACUGGGGGGCGCUGGGCUGGGGGUUCACAGUACUGAUGCGGAAGAAAAGAGGAUGAGGAUGAAGAAUGCUUGCCGAAGUGCGUUUUUCUUGGUGCCUCUGGUCUGUGCCACAUUGCUCGUGCUGCUUUGUGCAUUCCUGAUCCCUUGCCAGAAGGGAGAGCUGGAAAAGAAGCCGCAGUGGGAGAGAGCACUGGGAGAUGCAGGAGGUGUCACUCCACCCGCACUGGCGUUGUGGGAUGUUGAUGGUGAUUCAGUGGAGGAUGUGUUUCUCGGUGUUACUGAAUGGACCAAUUACACCCAUCCCUCACAAAGGAACAAAAUUUACAGUGCGGUGGCGCUGUCUGCAGCCAGCGGUCAGGUGCUGUGGAGGAAAGUUAUGGGGGAGUCUGUGAUGUACAUCCAGUGUGGUCUGCAGUACAGCUCCCAGCCAUCACCUGUGUGUCUCCUCAUCAGCAAAUCCAUCCUCAUGGCAGUCAAUGGCACCACAGGGAAGAACUUGUCAUCAGUCCAGCUCAAGAACAUUGAAUCCCAGGCGGUGUUACUUCCAGACCUCCAGGGUGACUCAGUCCCAGAUCUGCUCAUAGCCACCCUGCCUGCAGAUGAGGCUUUGGAUCUCUCCUUGACGUUGAUCUCUGGGCUGACGGGGGCACAGUUUGGACAUCCCGUGCCUUUCAACCUCACUGGACAAGGAAAGCUGAUCGGUCCUUUGCUGCACGAGACACCAAAAGGGGCAUAUUACAUCCUAUUUGGACUAGGUAAUGUAGAAGCCAUCUCUCUGCGUGAUAUUUACAUUCGCGCCACUGGCAAAAUGCCCAUAACUCAGGCACUUAAAAUUAAGGAUCCAGGGUGGGAGGAACUCAAGAAAACCAAUUCGUCCUCCUUCAUACACAUUUACAGAGGAUCCGAGCGCGUGGAGUUCUUGCUCCCUCUUGUGGCUGGUUUUGGCAACAACCACAACAGCCUGGACACUGUUUCUAACCUGAACUCCACCAGAAGUGACUGGGUGCUAGUGUAUGGCUCCAGCAAACUGUCAGUGCUGAAACAGAGGGACAUACGUAAAAAAUGGACCUUCAGCUCAGCUCCCAUUCACAGCCAACCAGCCCUUGGACACUUCAAUGAUGAUGGAAUCCUAGAUCUUUUCUUUCAGCAUUCAGCAAACGGUAUCAUGGAGGCACAAAUCAUUGAUGGGGCAAAUGGACACCUUCUCUGGUCAGCAGAGUUUCUGUGUCCUGGUCUUGUUUUGGAAACUUCUGCAAUUUCCACCUCGACUGGCCAAUCAGCUUUCCUUUUUUGGGCCAGUGAACCAAUCAAUGCACAGAGGAAUGUUACCAAGACAACUGUGGCACCAGGUAUUGCUGCAGUGGAGCCACUCAUCAGAAAACUCUUCCUGCUGCACCCUGCAUAUCCCACAAUCCUGCUGGAGCUCACUAGUACUACAGAAACCGCUGUCACCUCUGCAGUGAGUUAUCAGGAGCAUCAGAAAGAUGCUUCCUACAUCACCGUAUCCUCCCGGCCCACACCUGACUCAGGGCCCAGUGCUCGGAUAGUCAAGAGCAUGAGCCUCAGAGCUGCUAUCACCAAAGGACAAACUGUGAGACUGGGGGAAAGCAACAAGACCGGGGCACCCGUUAAACCUGGUGUGUUUGAGGUCAACAAGUUCUUCAGGCGUCUGUCCUUCAAACGUCAGUGAUGAGCCGCAACUGCUACCAUGCCGUGUCACACGAAGCAGUUCAACUACAAGGAGCUCAAUUGCGGGUGAAAGGGAUAUAAGCUGUGGAUAGCUCUGCACUAAGGAUCCAUUUGAGGCUGUUUACAUGUUGUUAGGUUUACUAAGUAUGAAUUUAAUUUCUGUUACUUGAGAAAGAAAUUUCUUUACUGUAAAAAGAUCAUUUGUAGGCAGGAUUUUUGUUUGUAUUAUUUUGGUUUAUUUUAUGUUUGUACAAUGAAAAAGCUUAUUUUAAUUAUUUAACUUGCAUAUAGGGAAGUGUGUAAAAUUUAAUUGAAUGUUUAUGGUUGUGUGGACUUGAAGGCAGAAAAAUAACGUUAUACAGUAGUUUAUGACCCACAGUAAAGAUGAAAGAACAUUUAAAUGAGCUUACUGUAUGCACCACUUAUAUAACUCUUCCAAGGCCAGUAUAUUCAUGUGGUGUCAUCCCCCAGUCACAUGCAUUUUGUCACAAAACCAUUAAUAUUGCUCUUUCUGCUCAUUACCAAGUCAAGUAGUUUAGGGAGUUUGUAAUUAUUUAAUGCUGUACAGUAUUUAUUGAUUUGCUUUAACGUUUUGGUUUUUUCUUGUUUGAUUUAUCUUGUCAGAUUUUGUAUGGUUAUAAAAUCAACCACUGUUUAUUUUCUGUGAAUAUGUUGCUGCCGAGGGUUAUGGCAUUUAAAUGUAAAAGCUGCAACUUCACAUAUUGCAAGAGCAAGUAUG
Molecule: messenger RNA, 2958 nt
Organism: Xiphias gladius (swordfish)
Lineage: Eukaryota; Metazoa; Chordata; Actinopteri; Istiophoriformes; Xiphiidae
Gene: fam234b
Product: family with sequence similarity 234 member B
Exons: 13
Coding region: 151-2220 (689 amino acids)
Source: RefSeq, a predicted model, not a curated record